CCUGCUUGCCGAACACUUCUUACUGCAUCAUGGCGGUGCCGAUGGCGGUAAAUUCAGGGGCCAGUCUGUGGGGCCCACUUAAAGAGCUGUGGGAGACGGUAGACGGCGCCAUACUGAGAAGACAGUCAGAAACCGUCCACCUUCUGGAUCUGCAGCUGAAGAAACACAAACCUCACUUUCUCUCCCUUUUUAAGAAUCCGCCAAAAAGUCCAGAACAGAGAGAAAAAGUGCGUAAAGCCAGCACAGAAGGCAUCGCCAUCCAGGGUCAGCAGGGCUCCCGGCUCCUUCCAGAGCAGCUUCUGACCGAGGCCUUCAUCCUCAGUGAUCUGUUUGACAUCGGAGAGUUGGCUGCUUUGGAGCUUCUCUUGGCUGGUGAGCAACAGCAGCCUCAUUUUCCAGGCCUGACGCGAGGCCUGGUGGCCGUUCUGCUCUACUGGGACGGGAAGCUGUGCGUCGCCAACUCUCUGCGUACGCUCAUCCAGUCACGACAUGGCAAGACGUUCACCCUGGAUUUGAGUGAAGAGCUGGUUGCCUUGACGACCCGUUUCACAGACGAGCUGAUGAGCCAGGGACUGACCAAACGCAUCCUGACUUUGGUGUCAGACAUAAGUGUGACGCGGGAGUUUGAGCGGCUGCAGAAAGAGCGCGGCUUGGGGAAUGAAAAGCACAGAAAGGAGGUUUCUGACCUCAUCAGAGAGUGUCGCCAGGCUUUGGCAGACAGCUUGUUUUCGUGGACCUGUCAGUCGCCGCUGACCAGAGACGACACCUUGGCUCUGAUUGGUCACCUGGAGACGGUGACGGCUCAGGCCGACGGCUCAUUGGACAGCGUAAACCUGGCUCUGGUCAUGGCUCUGCUCUACUGUUUGGACGUCAGCUUCAUAGAGCAAGGAACAGAAGACAGAGAAGAUCUGCUCCAGGCUCUGCCGCUGCUGACGGAGAGGCAGUACGUCUCGGCGGUUCACAGCCGCCUGAUGGACGGCCAGCCGUGGAAACUCCCAGGGCUGCAGGCCGUGUGCCGGCUGGCCUGGGCUCUGGCUCUCAGGGUUCUGUCCCAGCUGCCGCAGGGGUCAGCCCUGGUUGAAUUCACCGAAGCGGACGAGGCGCUGGCCGACCAGGCUCUGCUGGGAGACGUCUUCCUCUUCAUGAAGGAGGGGAUUCUGGGAUGCAACGCUUGUGCCCAGGAAGAGUUUUACAUUCGCCGCCUCCAUUCGCUCAUCACAGACUUCCUUGCUCUCAUGCCGAUGAAGGUGAAGCAGCUUCGUAACCGCGCUGAUGAAGACGCCCGUCUGGUCCACAUGUCUCUGCAGAUGGACAGCGAACUUCCAUCUUCACUGCGGAAAGAUUUGGAUCACCUCAUGGUUCUGAUCGGGGAGUUUUACACUAAAGACCCGUUUGGACUGGAGCUGGGUCUGGAGUUCUGGUGUCCCACCGAGUCUCUGCAGCACACCUCGCUGCAGGGCUCGUACCUCGGCAUGGCGCUGCAGCGGCCGCCUCAUAAACAGGUGGUCCUGUCAAAGUUUGUGCGUCAGAUGGGAGACCUUCUGCCCUCCACCCUCUACAUUUCCUACCUGAGCAUGUUGAAAGGCCUUGCCAACGGCCCGCAGUGUGCUCACUACUGCUUCAGUCUUCUGAAGACCAACGGGGCUACACACAGUGACAACAUCCAGGGAGCUUCAGGCAGUCCGGUGUCCUGGGAGCAUUUCUUCCACUCCCUCAUGCUGUACCAUGAGAACCUGAGACGAGACCUUCCCAAUCCGGACUCGGCCCACUACCGCCACCCGCCGCUGCGGGGAAUCACCCAGCGAGAGCUGGAAGGACUCACUGCCUUCCUGCAGCUUCUCACCACUAUCAUUACCUGGAGUGAGAACGCUCGACUGGCGUUGUGCGAACACCCACAGUGGACUCCGGUGGUGGUGAUGCUGGGAUUGCUGCAGUGCAGCGUUCCUCCGGUUCUGAAGGCGGAGCUCCUUCAGUCGCUGGCAGCUUUUGGGAAGUCGCCAGAGAUCGCCGCGUCUCUCUGGCAGUCGCUAGAGUACACACAGAUCCUCCAGACUGUCCGAGCGCCGGGCCAGAGGCAAGCAGCCGGGAUUGAGGUGGAGCUGAAUGAGAUCGAGUCGAGCUGUGAGGAGUAUCCUCUGACCCGGGCCUUCUGCCACCUCAUCAGCACCCUGGUGGAGAGCAGCAUACCUGGUAAUUUGGGGGCGGGGCUUCGCGUUCCCGGCUUCCAGCCCUACCUGAACUUCCUGCGUGACUCCGUGUUCCUCCCGUUCCCGACCCGAGCGUAUCGCCGUCCAGCUGAGAAGUGGGAGGUCGCUGACAGCGUCCUGGAGGUUUUCCACAAGCUGCUGCGCGACUACGAGCCGCAGCCUUCGGACUUUGUGCAGGAGACGGUGGAGCUGCAGGGGGAGCAGGUCCUCGCUCACAAGCCGCCCGGCCACAGCAUCAUGUUCCACCUGCUCAACGACUCGCCCAUGCUGGCGCUCUGCCUCAGCCUGCUGGAGGAGGGCGUCCGCCAGCUGGACACAUACGCUCUCUUCCCCGGUAAGAAGCACCUGGAGUCCGCUGUGCUGCACUGUCUGUGCCUGCUGGACCUGGCGCUGCAGAAGGAGGUGAUGUUCAUGGACCUGCUGCGGGAGAGCCAGUCGUCUCUGCUCGUCUCCCCCCUGGAGCAGCUCUUCCAGGGGGUCAGUCCGCAGACCAGGAGAGCCGACCACAUCGUAAACAUCGCCAGGUAUCUUUACCACAGCAGCUCAAACCCAGAAGCUGCUUUCCAGAGCGCCAGGAUUCUGCGACGCAUCGCCAACUACCCCAACAUCCAGAUUCGGCUGGUGGGAGAUUUCACACAUGACCAGGCGGUGAGUGCAAAGCUGAUGGCUGGAUUUGUGGAGUGUUUGGACAAUGAAGAGGCAGAAGAAGGAACAGAAGGAGAAGAUGAUGUUGAUCGACCAAAGAAAGUGGCGAGAAUCCGACACAAAACCCAGAUCCACAUCCUGAACCUGCUCAUCACCUCCUUGGAGCUGAAGGCGCCCAACCUGGCGCUCUACCUUCUGGGUUAUGAAGUCAAGAAGCCGGUGGCUUCCACCAACCUGCAGGAUCCAGGUGUGCUGGGGUGUCUGCGUAGCUGCCUGCACGCCAUCCUGAGUCUGCUGCAGCGAGGCACAGAGAAACGGUCCGGACCCGUCCUCACCCAGCAGGCGCCUCACCUGGCGGAGCUCUGCUACCAGGUGAUCUACCAGCUGUGCGCCUGUCCCGACACAUCUGGACCCACCAUGCGCUACCUGAGGACCAGCCAGGACUUCCUGUUCUCCCACCUGCAGCACCUCCCCUUCGUCCUGACAGAGAACCAGAUUGCGGCGCUGUCCCAGAUGUCGUGGCUCAUGAAGACGGCCGCCAUCGAGCUGAGGGUGACCUCACUGAACCGGCAGCGCUCGCACACGCAGCGCCUCCUCAGCCUCCUGCUGGACGACCAGCCGCACCCGCAGCACGCAGCCGAUGGAGAGUCUGGCAUGGAAGAAGACAGCAGAUCAGUCAGCGGUUUCCUCCAUUUUGAGACGGUCUGUAAAGUGCGCAGGAAGCUGCUCAGCGUUCUGGACGCCAUCGACUUCAGUCAGGACUUACCGGAGCUGCUGCAGCUGGACUUCUUUGAGCGCGCUCAGAUCGAACAGGUGAUCUCCAACUGUGAGCAUGUGAACGAACAGGGCCACACCGUCUGCAACGUCAAGUUGCUGCACAGAGUGCUGGUGGCCGAGGUGAACGCCCUGCAGGGCAUGGCCGCCAUCGGACAGAGACCGCUGCUCAUGGAAGAGGUGAACUCCAUCCUGCAGCAGGUGGUGGAGCGAAACCGCGUCCGCCGCAGCCUGAGCGCCAAGCGGCACGCGCUGCAGUCCUGGAGGAGCCUGGUGGAGACGCUGCUGACCGCCUGCCCAGCUGACCUGAUUCCUGCUGACGACCGGCAGCUCAUCAUCAGAGACCUGCUGCUCGACCUCUUUGAUAAGGUUUUAUCAGAGGACGCAGCAGGAGAGUUGAUGUCCAUCGUUGCCGGCGCCGUAUUCACUCUGACCGCCCAGCUCAGCCAAUCGGUGCUCUCGGAGCAGCAGCAGGGCGUAGGAUCAGAAGCGUCUUCAGGCUUCGCCUCCAUCGCUAACUCCGCCCUCCACCUCAUCCUCCGCAAGCUGCUGGACUUCAUCCUCUGCACCGGAGGCGGAUACCAGCGGCUACGUGCGCACCUGUACGGCUCUCUGCUGUAUUACCUGCAAAUGGCCCAGAAACCAGAGGAACCAGACACUCUGCAGACCGCUGGAAAAGCCAUGUGGGAGCGACUCACGGCUCCCGAAGACGGAUUCUCCAAACUGCAGAGGGAGAACCUCGCCAUCAUCGAAAGCUACGGCAAAACGCUGAUGGAGGUCGUCUGUAGGGACGCCUGUGACGGUCACGAAAUAAGCAGGAUGCUGGCUCUAGCCGUUCUGGACCGCAUCCUGUCCAUCGAUCGUCAGAAUCAGUGGCUGCUCUACGUGUGUAACAGCGGCUACCUGCGCUCUCUGGUGGAGAGUCUGCGGCAGGAUGACGCCGCCCUGCAGAGCCUGCUGGCGCCGCAGCCGCCCCUCCUCAAGCCGCUCUACAUCUACGAAAGCAAGAUGGCUCUGCUGACUCGUGUGGCGAAAAGCGGCCAGGGAGCCGUGGAGCUGCUGCGCUGCGGCCUGGUGGCGCAGCUGAUCGAGUGCCAGGUGUUCGACAUGGUUCCCGACUCCGACUCCCACAGGAUGAUGAGGGAUCCGUCAGGCUUCAUCCCGAGUCCGAUAGAUCGCUACAGGCAGAUUCUCCUACCAACUCUGAAGCUUCUUCAGGUCAUACUGACGUCUACGUCCAUGAACCACCAGCAGGGGGCGGCGCAGGUCCUCCAGUGGCUGAUCGUCCAUGCAGACACGGUUCAGUCUUUGCUGCGCUGUCAGGAUCUGAGUUUGGGAUCUUUGAAGGAGCUCUCUCUGCUCACGGCCAUCAUCAGUAAAACCGCUCUGCCAGGCGUCCUGGAGAUGGGAGGAGACAUCAACAGUGCCGCUCUGAUGGAGUUCCAGGGUCACAUCACCAGAUUUCAGCGGCUGUGCCUGUCCCUGCUGGGUCGCCUCGCAGGAAGCGAACGGGAGCGGCUGCUGAAGCAGGCGGACAUUUCUUCACCCGGAGACUCGGCCGAACGACGGGAGGAAAUGGAGGCGGCCAUGAUGCAGGUGUGCGCUAACAUCAUGGAGUUCUGCCAGACGCUGCUGCUGCAGAGCUCCUCCCAGGCCCAGUUCAGCAUCUGCCUGUUCAGUCCAUCAGGCAGCGAGCCGGCCGGCCGAGACGGAGCGCGCUCAGAUCUCUCGUCCUCUGUGCCGUCCAUCGCUCACUCACGCGUCCCCAGCCUGGGUCUGGUUCUGUACCUGCUGAAGAACAGCGCUGCAGAUUUCUUCCAGUUCCACCAGAGCCACAGGCAGAGCCUGGGCAAGCUGCAGAGCCUGGAGCAGCUUCCUCCAGAGGAGCUGAAGGAGCUGUGCCAGGGCCUGGUGUCGGGUCCGGGCGGCGUGGAGAAGAUCUCGUCGGUCCAGAGGAGUCUCCUCGCCAGGCGGCGGCUGGUCCAGUUCAUCAACAACAGAGCCAAACUGCUGGCCUUGUGCUCCUAUGUUAUUGAGACCUGCUUGUUUGUGUUGUGGCGCCAUCUGGAGUACUACCUGCUGCACUGCACUCCCAGCGACCCAAAAGACUCCCUGUUGCCUGGAAGCAGUUUGUUCAGAACCCGGCUGGCGGACGAUUCGCUUGGCGCGCUGCAGGCUGGCGGCGGCCGGGGAAUCGGACUGUCCAGAGUCAGCCAGCAAGAUCUGGAUCUGCUGAAAGGUGACAUGGCUGCAGGCUUCGGCGAGGCUCUGCAGAGGAAGCUCCUGGAGGUCGAAGGUCAAUACAGCCAGGUCCGCUCCCGCUACACCUUCAUCCAGGCGCUGGUCCGCAGGAUCCGCGGUUUGCUGCGGCAGCCCAAGAGCUGAGCGCUCCGGCGCAAAAGACUGACCCGAUGUUUCUGAUGCAGCGUCGCUUUGUCACGAUUCUAAUAAUGUCGACGAUUGUUUGUUUGAAGAA
Molecule: messenger RNA, 6102 nt
Organism: Xiphophorus maculatus (southern platyfish)
Lineage: Eukaryota; Metazoa; Chordata; Actinopteri; Cyprinodontiformes; Poeciliidae
Gene: nup205
Product: nucleoporin 205
Exons: 42
Coding region: 30-6011 (1993 amino acids)
Biological process (GO): nuclear pore organization
Cellular component (GO): nuclear pore inner ring; nuclear pore
Molecular function (GO): structural constituent of nuclear pore
Source: RefSeq, a predicted model, not a curated record